AACCCUCUUCGCGCAAGAGAUCACAGACUCUGAUCCUUGGCCGUCGUCUGUCUUUCUCUAGCUGGCGAGAAAUUGUUUUCUCGGGAAAAAAAUUCUCGGGUCUGUCAGGUUUUUCUUUUGUUGUUGUAGUUGCUGCUGCAGAUAUGGGGAGCGGAGAGAAGAAUCUCCUGAGCUUUCAUCUGCAUCUGCCUCAUCUUCAUCACCAUGGGAGGAAGCAAGUAAUCAGGGAUGUGCCGAAGGGGUGUUUGGCGAUAAAGGUUGGGGGGCAGGGGGAAGAGCAGCAGAGAUUCGUUGUCCCAGUGAUAUACUUCAAUCACCCUCUGUUCCUGCAGCUGUUGAAGGAGGCAGAGGAAGAAUAUGGGUAUGAUCAGAAGGGAACCUUCACUAUCCCAUGCUAUGUGGACGAGUUUCGGUACGUUCAAGGAAUGAUCGAUAGGGAGAAGUCCCCGAAUCACCAUCAACAUCAUGUAGGUUGUUUUAGGGUUUAAUUUUGUUUUUAAUUUCCAAAAAUUGUGUGAAUGAACACUCAGAAUGAUACUCGAAGAAUGUCGACGACGACGAUGAUGGUAUCAUCUCAUGGCUCUGUAAAUUUGAGUGUUUAAAUUGUCUAUGUUUUUUUUUUUUUUUUUUGUCUUUCUUUUUCCUCUUUUGCGUCCUUACUGGGAAACGCAGAAUGAUAAGUCAACUGCAUGACGACGAUGAUGAUAUUGACCCAAAAAAAAAAAGAUAACUUGAUGCUGGAAAUAUUGUUUUUGUUAUUUUUCUUAUAAAGGAUGGGGAACGAUAUUGGAGAUGACAUAUUUAAUGCCAUGAAUUACUUAAUAA
Molecule: messenger RNA, 825 nt
Organism: Malania oleifera
Lineage: Eukaryota; Viridiplantae; Streptophyta; Magnoliopsida; Santalales; Ximeniaceae
Product: auxin-responsive protein SAUR32-like
Exons: 1
Coding region: 144-488 (114 amino acids)
Biological process (GO): response to auxin
Source: RefSeq, a predicted model, not a curated record